AUGGCCGACCAGGACAUCGCACACUCUUGGCUGGGAAGUUUCUCGGUGGCCUUGGAAACCCGCGAUUAUGAAGGACUCUCAAAGCUUUUUGCCGAAAGUUGCGCGUGGCGAGAUCUGCUGUCGUUCACAUGGGACAUCCAGACUACGGAAGGCAAGAGGCCCAUACUCGAGAUGGUGUCAUCCGUUCUGGACCGUGUGAAGCCACACAGCUGGGUCCUCACAGGAGUGACGGAUGCAGACGGGAUCAUCACCGCUCAGUUUGUGUUCCAGACGGCCUGCGCAAGCUGCAUCGGGCAGGUGAAGCUUCGCAACGGACUCUGCUGGACCUUGCUGACCGCUGCCCAAGCCCUCCAUGGGCACGAAGAAAAGCGAGGGCUCUCCAGGGAACUAGGUGGGCAUCCGAAGGCCAUGCGGCGGCCCGCAUUGCCGCCAGCGUGCGCAAAGCCUGACCCCUUCGUCGUGAUCGUCGGGGGCAGCCAAUGCGGGGUGACUUUGGGGGCCCGGUUGAAGCAGCUCGGAGUGCCCAGCAUCGUGCUUGAGCAGAACGACCGACCAGGGGAUGCUUGGCGCCACCGCUACGACUCCUUGCGCCUGCAUUUCCAAGUCUCGUACUGUGAGUUCCCUUACCUGCCCUUCCCAGAUCACUGGCCGAAGUACCUCACGAAGGACCAGAUGGCAGACUGGAUCGAUAUUUAUGCAAGCCUGAUGAAUGUUGAUUUGUGGACCCGCGCCCGCUGCGUGAAAGCGGAAUGGGACGAGGUGAAGAGCAGUUGGACCGUACAUGUUGAGAAGGACGGCACACGUGUGCAGCUACAACCACGACACCUGGUCAUCGCAACAGGCCUGAAUGGCACUGCCCACACUCCGAAACUCCAGAAUCAGGAGAUAUUUGCAGGGGUCACCAUGCACUCCUCGCAGUAUGUCUCAGGGGCAUCCCAAGAAGGCAAGAAGGUCGUUGUCGUGGGAUCUGGCACUUCAGCCCAUGAUAUCUGCCAGGACUUGUGGGAGCACGGUGCGGAUGUGACCAUGAUUCAGCGCAGUCCCACACCAAUCACCAAAGUCAGCACCCAUCAGCGGGUUUGCUUGCAACGGCUCUACUCAGAAGAAGCAAGGGCCGGUGGCAUGAGUACGGAGGCGGCUGACUUGGAGUUCAUGUCAACGCCUUACCGACUUCUCUUGGAGAAACAGCGCAGAGCCAGCGUCGAGCUCAGGGAGCAGGAUGCGGAUCUUCUCCAGAACACCUCGAACUAUUUGUCGACUGGGUCGGGUACGUACUUGGACGUCGGUGCUUCCGAGCUCAUUGCGGAUGGAUUGAUCCAGCUCAAGACUGGCAGUGCCGUAGCCUUUAGUGAAUCUGCAGUGGUCACCGACGAUGGAACCCAUCUUAGCGCCGACACGGUAGUCUUUGCCACGGGCUAUGCGCCGCUAUCGAAGCUCAUCGCAGAGCUUCUGGGGAAAGAUACGGCUGCACGCCUUGGCAGGAUAUGGGGCUUGGGUACGGGUAUUGCCGGAGAUGAAGGACCUUGGGAGGGAGAGCUGCGGAACAUGUGGAAGAGAACCAACGUGGAAGGUCUCUGGCUGCACGGCGGCAAUCUUUUGCAAAAUCGCAUCUACUCGCUCUUCCUGGCCUUGCAACUUAAGGCCCGAUAUGCUAACAUCCCUACGCCCGUCUACAACGCGCACAACAAGGGCUUUGAGUUCCUAGGGGCUUGA
Molecule: messenger RNA, 1713 nt
Organism: Symbiodinium necroappetens
Lineage: Eukaryota; Dinophyceae; Suessiales; Symbiodiniaceae
Source: the annotation of a GenBank genome assembly